Molecule: messenger RNA, 988 nt
Organism: Neofelis nebulosa (Clouded leopard)
Lineage: Eukaryota; Metazoa; Chordata; Mammalia; Carnivora; Felidae
Gene: UFC1
Product: ubiquitin-fold modifier conjugating enzyme 1
Exons: 6
Coding region: 128-631 (167 amino acids)
Biological process (GO): protein K69-linked ufmylation
Cellular component (GO): cytoplasm
Molecular function (GO): UFM1 conjugating enzyme activity
Source: RefSeq, a predicted model, not a curated record
AAAGACCGCACUCAAAGAAGUCCGAAGGCAGCCCAACAGCCCAUCUUCCCACAGUAAAGAUGGCGGCCCCCUGAGUGUAAACUGCAGGCAGUACCACUUCCGCGUUUCUCUGGCGCCCUCGUCCAAGAUGGCGGACGAGGCUACCCGGCGUGUGGUGUCUGAGAUCCCGGUGCUGAAGACUAACGCCGGACCUCGAGAUCGUGAGUUGUGGGUGCAGCGACUCAAAGAGGAAUAUCAGUCUCUUAUCCGGUACGUGGAGAACAACAAGAAUGCCGACAAUGAUUGGUUCCGACUGGAGUCCAACAAGGAAGGGACUCGGUGGUUUGGAAAAUGCUGGUACAUCCAUGACCUGCUCAAAUAUGAGUUUGACAUUGAGUUUGACAUUCCUAUCACAUACCCCACUACUGCUCCAGAAAUUGCAGUCCCUGAACUGGAUGGAAAAACAGCAAAGAUGUACAGGGGUGGCAAAAUAUGCCUGACUGAUCACUUUAAGCCUUUGUGGGCCAGGAACGUGCCCAAGUUUGGACUUGCUCAUCUCAUGGCUCUGGGGCUGGGUCCAUGGCUGGCGGUGGAAAUCCCCGAUCUGAUUCAGAAGGGCGUGAUUCAGCAUAAAGAGAAAUGCAACCAAUGAAGGAUCAAGCCACUGAGGCAGGACAGAGGGACCUUUGACGGGCUAUGUUCUGUUCCUGUUUCUGUGCCUCACUCCUACUCAUCCACCUGCUUCCCCCCCAAGCCCCUCCACCCAUAAUUGUUACUAAGUAGCCGCAUCAGGCGUUGCUGAAAAAAAUAAACAACACAAACGCCACUGAAUUUCUAAGGCUACACAGGGAGGGGAAAGACGGGGGCUUUGGAAAACCAAGGCAAUUCAUAUCCCUUCCCCAGGUGGAACAAUGUGAGAUCCAGGAAGGAUGGGAAGCAGGCUGGAAAGUGGGUGCAUAGUCUUUUUGGUCUCUGGAGAUAACUCAUCAAUAAAAGCUGCUUCCUUUGA